AUGGACAAAAAGUGGUGUGUGUGUGCAUCAACGGUGAGACGGCGAGCCGCCGGCUUUGGUUGGCUAGCAUUCAGGAUGAUUGCAUUCUCGGCCUGGUUCACACUACACUUGGGGACGAGCAGCGUAGUGUUGCACAUGGCGGGGAAAACAGAGCAUGAAGUGCGGAGAGCUGGCGCGACGAAGAACUCUCCAACUCGCUCCACACAAGUCCGCAGGAAGCGAACUCGCAAAGAGUACUCGUCAUCCCAGACUCCGCCCCUCCCCACACAAGCCCGCGAAACUCAAGCCCGCGAAAACAACAGGUCUCAUCCAGGUCCGCUCGCUGAGGCCGCCACUGCUCAGCUCACGCCCACCAGGGAGGAGCCAAGAGAGCGGGUUGAGCAAACACCACUCUCCGCUCAGAGAGCGCGGCCCUCUGUAGAGACAAGGCAAGCCGUAAAUGAACUUUGCACUCGUAGCUGUGAGGGGCUGAGUGAAGCACAGGGUAGCCAGGUGCGGAGGCUACUAGCAGCGUACACCGACAUCUUCGCCGCAAGAGAUGAGGACUGCACCCGAACGAGCCUGGUCCAACACGAUAUCGACACCGGAAAUGCCCGGCCCAUUCGACUUCAGCCUCAUCGCUUACCGUUCGCCAAACGACAAGCAGCUGAAGAAAAGAUCAAGGAAAUGGCCGUGGCAGGAGUGAUAGAGCCAAGCAGUAGUCCCUGGGCUGCGCCGGCUGUACUCGUAAGAAGGACGGCUCGUGGCGGUUCUGUGUUGACUACAGGCGCCUCAACCAGGUAACCCGGAAAGACUCCUACCCGCUCCCCCGCAUUGACGAUGCGCUGGACAGCAUUGCCGGCUCCUGCUGGUUUAGCUCGCUGGACUUACGCAGUGGCUACUGGCAGAUUGAGCUAGCCCCGGAAGCUCGGCCGAAGACAGCGUUUACCAUCGGGCAAGGGCUGUGGCAGUUCCAGGUACUUCCGUUCAGCCUAUGCAACGGGCCAGCGAACCUUCGCUUUGGUACUGGCUUGGUGAAGACCAUGGAGUUGAUGGGUCCGGGCGUCACACCCUAUCACACAAAAACAAUUACUGAGAGUGGGAUCACUUCAAAUCAAAGCUCUGAAUAGUGUGCAGUUUGAUAAAGCAGGGCCACUAUGUGGCUGCAUAAAGCAGUACCUGCCACACAGGAACAUUUGUUCUGUGUCAUUGUCAAGUGUUUUCUCUUCUUGGCUGUGCUUAACCCUCACUUGAUAGGGCGGUACCAAUGCUGAACAUUUAAACUGGGUUUCACUCA
Messenger RNA from Alosa sapidissima (American shad), 1276 nucleotides. RefSeq lists its product as uncharacterized. NCBI's taxonomy places the organism in Eukaryota, Metazoa, Chordata, Actinopteri, Clupeiformes, Clupeidae. The transcript has 2 exons. The record is from RefSeq and is a predicted model, not a curated record. Bases 1 to 783 code for a protein of 260 amino acids.